Zygotorulaspora mrakii is the source of this 1263-nucleotide messenger RNA. It is a transcript of the gene PCT1, whose product is annotated as choline-phosphate cytidylyltransferase. Gene Ontology annotation, cellular component: nuclear envelope. The record is from RefSeq and is a predicted model, not a curated record. Gene Ontology annotation, molecular function: choline-phosphate cytidylyltransferase activity; phosphatidylcholine binding. Gene Ontology annotation, biological process: CDP-choline pathway. Lineage: Eukaryota; Fungi; Ascomycota; Saccharomycetes; Saccharomycetales; Saccharomycetaceae. The transcript has a single exon. Bases 1 to 1263 code for a protein of 420 amino acids.
AUGAGCGAAUCACCCAAAAGCAACUCUUUGAAAAGCAGGCUGUCAAACUCUUCAUUUACCAAUCUUUUUCAUAUGAAUAAGAAGAGGAAAAGGGAUGAAGACAACAGCAGUGAUAAUGACUUUAACUCUCCAGGAAGAGGUCGCAAGGUCAAGAUGAGCCGCUCUCGAAAGAACCGUGAUGCUGAUUUGCAGGAGGAGGAGAAGAAAUUUCAAGUGCGUGAAAAGAAAUACGACUCUGAGUUGCCGGAAGAGCUCAGAAAGUAUAGGCCAAAGGGCUACCGAUUCAACAUCCCACCGAAGGAUAGACCUCUCAGAGUUUACGCAGAUGGUGUAUUUGAUCUCUUUCAUUUGGGUCACAUGAAACAGCUGGAGCAAUGUAAGAAGGCUCUACCAAACGUGAAAUUAAUCUGCGGUAUACCAAGUGAUCGAAUUACGCAUAAACUAAAGGGUUUGACUGUGUUGACCGAUGAACAACGUUGUGAAACUCUUAAACAUUGCAAAUGGGUAGAUGAAGUGAUUCCAAAUGCACCAUGGGUGAUAAAUCCAGAAUUUUUAAAAGAGCAUAAUAUAGACUAUGUUGCCCAUGAUGACAUACCUUACGGAAGUGCCGGCAGCGACGAUAUUUAUAGACCAGUGAAAGAGACAGGCAAGUUUUUGGUCACACAGAGAACUAAUGGGAUUUCCACGAGUGACAUUAUCACAAAAAUCAUAAGAGACUACGAUCAAUAUCUUAUGAGAAAUUUUGCUCGUGGUGCCACCAAAGAAGAACUAAACAUUUCAUGGCUCAAGAAAAAUGAACUAGAUUUCAAGAAACAUAUAAAUGAUUUCAGGUCAUAUUUCAAGAAAAACCAGGUGCACCUAAACAACGCUUCCAAGGAUUUGUACUUUGAAGUCAGGGAAAUUCUGCUUAGAAAGACUCUAGGGAACAAGCUGUACUCUAAACUAGUUGGAGGAGCCCUUGAUGAGAACUUAAAGAAAACACUAGAAAGAGGUAAACGAUUAAUAAGAGAAAAGAGUCCAGCAAGCGAUUUCGCAAGUGAAUUCACGGGUGAGACAACAAAUGUUUCCAGUAUGUCCACUCCGAGUAGUCCAAGCACAUCCAACAGUAGUACUACGGGUGAAGAAGAAAGCCAGUCCAUUAAUAGGGAUAAAAAUAGUGAUGAUAACGACGACAAUGACAAUGAGAACUCGCCCGUUCCUGAAGAAAAUGGUACUAGCUCAGAUGAUGGCGAUGACGACCAACAUGGUGCCAAAGAUAAAUAA